Molecule: messenger RNA, 222 nt
Organism: Acanthoscelides obtectus
Lineage: Eukaryota; Metazoa; Arthropoda; Insecta; Coleoptera; Chrysomelidae
Source: the annotation of a GenBank genome assembly
AUGGAAUCCUGGUUAGUCGACGUGAAACGCGUGCACAUUCCAAGGCCAAAGUUCGGAAGCAGCGGUAGAUGCUACGGCUACACACCUACCCACGGAGCCCCCCAAAGACUACGGAUGCGAAGACAGAGCCGUCGACGAGCUCAAGCUCAAAGGCGGCAACGGAAGCCUCUCCAAAGCCACAGAAGAACUGAGGAGAGCACUGCAAAAGCUGUAGCUGGAUAA